AUGAGUGAGCAGGAGGUCACUUAUUCAACUGUGAGAUUUCAUAAGUCUUUAGGUUUGCAGAACCAAGUGAGGCCUGAGGAGACUCAGGGGUCAAGAGAAGCUGGAAAGAGAGAGUGCUCUGUCCCCUGGCAUCUCAUUGUGAUAGCUUUUGGAAUCCUCUGUGCCCUUCUGUUGGUAAUUGUUGCAGUGUUGGUGACAAAUAUUUUUCAGUAUAACCAAGAAAAACAUGAACUGCAGAAAACUCUAAACUGCCAACAUAACUGUAGCACCAUGCAAAGUGAUAUCAACUUAAAGGAAGAAAUGCUGAGAAAUAUGACUCUAGAGUGUAGUACAGGCAAUGAUCUUCUGAAAUCCCUCAACAGAGAACAGAAGAGAUGGUAUAGUGAAACCAAGACUGUUUUAGAUUCCUCACAGCACACAGGUGGAAGAAUGGAAAUACACUGGUUCUGCUAUGGAAUAAAGUGUUAUUAUUUCAUCAUGGACAAAAAAAGAUGGCGUGGAUGUAAACAGACAUGCAAGGAUUACAGCUCAUCCCUUCUGAAGAUAGAUACUGAGGAUGAACUGAAGUUGCUUCAGUUCCAGGUUACUCCAGGCAGUUACUGGAUUGGAUUGUCAUAUGAUAAUAAGAAAAAAGAUUGGGCAUGGAUUGACAAUGGCCCAUCUAAACUGGACUUGAAAAUAAGGAAAUUCAAUUGUAAGCUUGGAAGAUGUGCAUUUUUAACUAGAGCAAGACUAGAAGAUACUAGCUGUGAAAGUUCCUACCCCUGUAUUUGUGAGAAGAGACAGAAUAAAUUCCCUGAUUAACUCUCCAAGAGUCAAAGAACAUAGUCUUCUGUGCAAACAUAAAGACAAACCUGCAAGAGCAUUGGGAAUGUUCUCUGAAAUCUGACCUGACAGAGCAGAGGCAAUCUACCUACCUAAUGGACAUAGGACACAUCUCCUCUGGUGCAUGGAUACCUCUU
Molecule: messenger RNA, 962 nt
Organism: Mus pahari (shrew mouse)
Lineage: Eukaryota; Metazoa; Chordata; Mammalia; Rodentia; Muridae
Product: killer cell lectin-like receptor 5
Exons: 7
Coding region: 1-804 (267 amino acids)
Source: RefSeq, a predicted model, not a curated record